AUGUUAGUUAAUAACUCGAUGUUUGUAGCUUAUCAACGUCCUGGUAGUGGUUCAAUGGUUCCCGAAGAUAUUGAUCCAUGCUUGUGUACUCAUAUUAUCUAUGCAUUUGCUGAAAUGGACAAAAAUCAGCUGACGCCUACAGAAAAAUACGACACAGAUGAUAAAGAAAAUGAUCUUCCGGGAUUUUUUGAGCGUUUUAAUCAAUGGAAAGAAGUGAAUAAACAUUUAAGAACCUUAUUAGCUGUUGGUGGAUGGGAAAUGGGUAUGAAAGACUUUUCAGCUAUGGUUAAACAAGAUAAGAAUAUCAAAAAGUUUGUUGAUACAACAAUUAAAUAUUUGAGACAUCACAAAUUUGAUGGACUGGACUUAGAUUUUGAAUAUCCAGGGGUGGAUUGGAGGGGUUCAGAACCUGAAGACAAAAAGAAGUUUACAAAAUUGUGUCAAAUGCUGUAUGAAGGUUUCAAAAAAGAAGCAGAAGACACUGGACAUGAAAGAUUACUUCUUACGGCAGCCGUCUCCGGUGCUAAAACAAAUAUUGAUAAAGCAUAUGAAGUCGAUUUAAUUACACCAUAUCUUGACUGGUAUCAUCUGAUGACGUACGAUUAUCAUGGGAACUGGGAUACAAAUGCAGGGCAUCAUAGUGCAUUAAGUGGCAAAGAAAGCAGUGAUCAAAUGCAUAUAGAUUUUACCGUAAAAUAUUAUGAAAAAUUAGGAGUUCCAAAAGAGAAACUAUUAGUCGGUUUAGCCACAUACGGUCGUGGAGAUACUCCGGCAAUGCCGUAUACGGGUUUUAAAGGAGAAAAUGGUUUUAUAUCAUAUUAUGAGGCAUGUACUCAGAUUACCUGUGAAAAAUUUAAAGAAACAUGGGAUCAAAAACAAUUAAUACCCUUUGCAGCUGGUCAAUAUAAUCAACCAAAAUUUGGUUUUGAUAAUGUGCGAAGUAUGAAAUAUAAGGCCAACUAUAUUAAACAAAUGAAUCUUGGCGGUGCUUUUUUUUGGACACUUGAUAGUGACGAUUUUGCGGGUAAAUUUUGUUGUCAAGGCAAAUUUCCAUUGAUAAGAACGGUUAAAGCUGUAUUACAUGGCCAAUUAAAAUUAUUACCACCAGAAAAAAUUUGCGAAGCAUGUCCAUCAAAAGAAUAUAAAGAUGUUAAGAAUAUAAAGAAACCAGCAGAAAAAACGAAAACGAAAAAACCAAAAAAACCGAAACGUGAUGUAGCAUCUGAAGCACCAAGUGUUGGAACACCAUGGGGUGAACAAAAACGAGAAUCAUGUUAUGUUGGAGCCUAUUUUGAGCCGAAUGAGAAAAAUUGUAAAUGGGUUGGACAAGAUAAAUUGAAUUGUGAAGAAUUGAUUGAGGGUUAUGAGAGUGGUGCUGCUGCUACAGCAUCGAAAUCAGACUCAUCAAAAGAAGAUGAUGAUGAUGAUGACGAGGACAUAACAUUAGAUUCAAAUAUUACUACAAAACAGAAAAAAUCAUCAUUAACAUCGAGUGCACCAUCUAAAAAAGGAAAAUCAACAACAACCAGUCGACGAAAUGCCUCAGAGUUUGAUACUUGUAUACCAGAUAAACCCGUUGAGUUUGAUCCUGUCCAAGCUUUUUAUAGGUAUGCUAUGUUACUCUUGCGAAAGUCAGAAGGAAAACAGCGAUUGUCAACUACAACCAAACGCCAGCAGUUCGACUCAGAUUUGCGAAACACGACAACAAAUAUGUUACAGCAAAAAAAUAACAUCAGGAGAGCAUUAUGUGUGACAAUUCCGGCUGUUAUAGCCAUUAUUGUGUGUGUAGUUAUCUACUGUGCAUAUCGAAAUAAUCAGCGAAAACCUCAUAGAACACUGUCAAUGCCCAUUCAAAAUAAUUAUUUACGAACGAAUAACACCGAUAACUAUCAAAUUGAUUUUUCUCGAACCACCAGUCGUCAACAACGUUUAACUCCACCAGCACCUUCUAUUAUCGAACAAUUACCACCCUCUUAUAAUUCAUUAGGACAAACAAGACGACAGUUUCCUCUUUUGACUCCAAUCAGACCAUCUAGAAUAGAUCGAUCAUCGACCAAUAUCACACCGUCUGUGUAUAAUGCUAUGCCUCCAAGUUAUGCUGAAAUAUUUUUAACACCCGAAAAUAAAAGAUGA
This is a messenger RNA of Didymodactylos carnosus, 2133 nucleotides long. The record is from the annotation of a GenBank genome assembly. NCBI's taxonomy places the organism in Eukaryota, Metazoa, Rotifera, Eurotatoria, Philodinida, Philodinidae.